Messenger RNA from Eufriesea mexicana, 3877 nucleotides. RefSeq lists its product as uncharacterized. Gene Ontology annotation, molecular function: hydrolase activity, hydrolyzing O-glycosyl compounds. Gene Ontology annotation, biological process: carbohydrate metabolic process. The coding region runs from base 108 to 3626 and encodes 1172 amino acids. The record is from RefSeq and is a predicted model, not a curated record. The transcript is spliced from 11 exons. Lineage: Eukaryota; Metazoa; Arthropoda; Insecta; Hymenoptera; Apidae.
GAAGGUGGAGGCUCUCUCACCUAAUAGCCCGUAUUCGCGUUAGAAUUUGCACGAAAGUCUGAAAAUCGUCAGUGCGAUCAGCCGGUUUCAACGGUCGGUCCCGAACAAUGGAAAGAUUAAAGAGGAAACGGAAGAGGACCGAUAGCCAAAAGAAAGUAUUGCUCUCCAUCGUCGAUCCCUGGGACGUCAGAGUAGCCAGUGUCGAUCCAGUCGGCUUGGCAGAACGACGAGGCGUUUCCUUGUCGAUCUUAUUCCCGCAACAGAACGGAAAUACGCUACAGGAAUCUUUGUCUUCGGGUAAAAUAGUCAGAAUCCCGUCGCCUUGGUACAAGCCAGUCUACAGCAACGUGCUGGAACGUCUUCCUGCUAGUGGGGCUUUAGAAACGAGCUCCGUCGAACCCACCUGGGUGGAUCCUUGGCACUCUUCCAACAGGUCAUCGAGUGGAGAAAAAUACUGUUCGCCGGAACCGCCGCAAAAAUCAGCGAGGAAAAAGGUGCAGAACGGUGGGACGACGACACGAAGGAACGGUGGCCUACGGAACGAUCAGAAAAUUCCAGACGACAAUGGAUUAAUCGGCACGACGCCGGAAAUCACGUGCGAUGAUUUCGAUCACGAGCACACUGGUGGGACAGUUGCAAGAGUGCGUUUCGUGAAUGAAGAACGUCCUAGGAGCUCCACUUGGGGGUCACGGUCGGACGAAACAAAUCGUGCCCAUAAGAGGAAUAAUCUCUACCUGUCGAAAGCAAAUCACUUGUCGAGUGUGAGUUACUUCGAGAACUGUGAUUCAUCUCGUGACAGGGACAAACUUUCGGUGGGAAACGAUAGGAACACUGCAGUGGAUGUUGCCGAAAAUAUCGAAGAAAAACAUUGUAUGCUAAUUAAGAAAAAUGAGACACUUGGUCACGGGUUUUUCGAAGAUGAACAACUGGUGAACGUCGUGCAAAAUUUGGUAACUUCGAGGUACAGUCCUAUCUUAAACGGAACGCAAAAAAGAUCAAUCAACAGGAGAAUACCAUGUCAACGUCACGAAUCUCGAAAGGAAACAGACACAAUAGAUACCGCGGAUAAAACGGCCAAGGCCACAGAAGUUGGAGAAAUUCGAGAAAUUACUGACCACGGAAAUACGGAGACGAGAGGCCCAGAAACACUUGCGAUACCACACACAAGGCGAAUACGUAAGACGAGCAUUUCGAUGCCUAGUAAUCUCGACGAGAUGGAGGAUCUGCGAAUCGACGGACAAAAGGGAACCGCCUCAAAAUUCGCAAGAUCGGUGAGCGACGACAGCAGCAGUGUGACGUUUAGCAAUAGCGGUUCAACGCCCAAUGGAAGUCCACUCGGUUCUGAAACCGAGGAAGAAUCCCUCUCUCUCUCUCUCUCUCUCUCCAUCUACGCAGUGCCGUUGCAAGCUCCUCCUCGAAGAAAAAGCAGAGUUAUAUCACCAAUGAUGAAUCAAAAAUUAGGAAACGAUCCGAUGGAACUUUCCGGGGGGCAAAGCGCGAAUUCCACGAUAACGAGCGUUAACAGCAUUAGUAGCUUGCUCAAGGAAAAACUUCAAUUGUCCAUUCCUCAAGCUCUACGUAGCAGUAAGAAGAGGCAGAACGCUGAUUAUCGACUUCGAGCUUUCGUCGGAAUAUUGUUUCUCUGUGUCGUUUUCCUCGUGGGAUUUGCACAUAUUUACUACACUCAACAUGUUCUUCAACGAGCCUACUUCGACAAAUUUAGGUUCAACAAAAAUGAACGAGUGAUGCACGUGUACAGUAGUACCGAAGCCGAAGUGAUCGCGGCCCGACUCGGGGAGGGAAUACCUACCGAUACCGGGGUAUUUCCGUGUCUGUCUCAUCAUCAGAAGCAAGACUCGGUUUGCCUCGAGUGGCUUCAGCAGGCACGUUUGUACCUCGCUCACACGAAACUCCCAGAUAUGCACUGUUACCACGUCACCUGGCAAAGUCUCGGUUCUUACUACAAUCCCAAAGAUUGUUUCGACUGGUCACCGAAAAGGGGACAUUGGUAUGGCGGUGGCCAAGUGCAGAACAUGCCUUAUCCUCUUGAACGUGGCCGCCUAGAACUGAGCCCCUUUGUUACCGGUGAUAUCACCAAACAUCCUUUUGGCAAUGUACUCAGAAGAUACUUCUUGAACUCGAAAGGUGCUACGAUACUGGUCGAUUCGGAAACGCCUCUUUACGUGUCCAUCAAUGCCAACAGAAGCAACAACUUUUGUUUGCAAGCCAAGCACGAUGCCUUCGCUUACAUUAACCAUCUCACGCCAUUCCCUCAAUUAAAUUACACGAUUUGUGCCACGGAUAAUAUGAAGACUUUGCAUUCUUCGAUGGCCGAAAAGUCUCUAUGCGACGGUCUCAAGCCGGAUGAACUUCACGCGAUUCAUUCGUUGUUAUCCGAACCAGUCUGGCAAAUUUCACCGACCAGCGAAGCCGCGGUGUAUAAUUAUACCGAGGAUGUAAUAGCUCUAGGCUUCUUGCGACAAGGUCACGUUCUAUUGAGCGAAGAAUGGCAACCCAGUCCAGGUGAUUUCGUGUUGGACGAGGAACGAUUUCCCUCGAUGGAAGAAACGAUCAACAUUAUUCACCGUCGAGGAUUUAGAAUCGUGUUCACUAUCCAGCCUUUCAUAUCGACGGAGUCUAUCAAUUUUAGAGACGCCGUAUCGAAUAGACUACUGAUAUCCGAGAGAGAAAGCGGGUAUAGGAUACCCGCCCUCACCAGGUAUAAACAGAGUAACAGCGUUGGCGUUCUGGACGCCACGAAUAAUAAAACUCUGCCUUGGCUGCAGUCCAAGCUUGAAAGUUUGAUCACCAAGUAUCACGUAGACUCGUACUAUCUUGAUUUGGGUACGGCACAAGACAUGCCUCAUUACUACAAAUGCGAACAACCUUUGACUAAUCCGGAUCACUAUAAAACGAUAUUCAUUAACUCAAUUUUGGGAUCUGUACCGGUGAUCGGUGUCUCGGGCGCAAUUUCCAGGCCUCGAACACCCGUUUUUGUCUCCCUUCCGCCUUUCUCUUCUUCCUGGAAAGCCAUCAAGACUGUUAUCCCGACGGUUCUGACCUAUGGGAUGAUAGGUUAUCCGUUCAUUAUGCCAGGCGCAGUUGGCGGAGACGUAGCUCUGCCCAUGUCGGAUAAUAAUCCCGAUAACGAUUUCGAAGUGAAUUUGCCAGACAAGGAGUUGUACAUCAGAUGGUUGCAACUCUCUACAUUUUUACCGGUGAUACGCUUCACUCAUCUACCCAGCAAAUAUUCGGAUGAAUCCGUGUUGGAAAUAGCCAAGAGAUUGACCACGUUAAGGCAAAAAACUGUAACGCCACUGCUAAAGAAAUACGCGAAAGAAACGCUCGAUACUGGUCUACCGAUAAUUCGACCAUUAUGGAUGUUGGAUCCAGCGGAUCCAGCUUGCCAUGUGGUCGUCGACGAAUUUUCCGUGGGAGAGGAACUUAUAGUGGCCCCUGUUCUCUAUUCCGGUAGCAGACAGAGAGAGGUUUAUUUACCCGCAGGUGUAUGGAGAGAUGGAAUCGACGAUAGCCUUAGAAAAGGAUCUAGAUGGAUCCACAAUUACAGAGUGGCCGAAGACAAAGUCGCGUACUUUGUAAAAAUGCCGGACAAUACGAGAUUUUAAUCGACAGCUAAUCGAAUAUUCUCAUGUGUUUUUGUAUAUAGAAAAUUCGUUGGAAAUUUUCGUAUACCAGUUCGACCAGUUGUACGGUCAAAUUUCAAGGAUUUUUAAGCGAAUUUGACGAAAAGAAGAAGAGUAAAAUAAAGUUGAGGUCAGAAAGAUACUGACGCGUUUCUGUCCCAUUUUUAAUAAAUACGUAGCUGAUAAGUAGCUGAUAAGAAUGUUAAGAAAUAUUAAGUCUAUGACACUUUAAU